Brienomyrus brachyistius is the source of this 1109-nucleotide messenger RNA. RefSeq lists its product as uncharacterized. NCBI's taxonomy places the organism in Eukaryota, Metazoa, Chordata, Actinopteri, Osteoglossiformes, Mormyridae. The transcript is spliced from 7 exons. The record is from RefSeq and is a predicted model, not a curated record. Bases 147 to 737 code for a protein of 196 amino acids. Gene Ontology annotation, cellular component: membrane.
AGAACAUUUGCGGCGAUAGACACCCGCCUCCCCAACCACAUGAUCAGGUUACGGACGUGUAGCGAAGAGGGUUGAUGGUAGAUCUUUAUUCAUCUGUGACAGAAAGAAGGAAAAAAACGGGGAAAAGAAGAGGCUAAUCACCAUCCAUGGCCGCGUCUGAAAUUGUAGAAGAGUCUGAGGCGACAGAGCCACUGUUUAAGCAAUACAAAGCAAAUGAGGUCCUCGAGAUCAAGAAGCCUCGUUUGCACAAGCUGCUAGAGAAACAGCCCAUGUCUAUGGGGGCUUUUCAGACAAUAUGCGGGAUCACGAUAUUUGGACUUGGGAUUGUAACAGCUACUUCGGAAGAGGUGACUCUGGGAAUCCUGCUCAGAGUGCCAAUUCUCACCGGGAUUCUGUUUUUCUUUUCUGGCUUAUUGUCUUUCCUGCUGUACAAAUUCCCUGCAUUCCUCCACGUCUCCUAUGUUGUUAAUGUGGGCAGUUUUCUGGUUGCUGGGAUUGGAGUCAUACUGCUGUCUGUUGAUAUUUACUUCUGGAAUUCAAGAAAGGUGGAACCCUGUGGGAAAUAUCCAUAUUACUGGAACUCCUGGGACCGCCCCCUGAGUUGUAAUUAUAAGGGGGUCAUGCGUGUGCAAGCGAUCAUCCUGGGCGUGACGCUGGCGGAGAUGAUGGUCACUGCUGUUCUUCUGUACCUGCUGCACGUGGAGCGCAACAGGGAGAAAGACAGCGGCCUGCAGUAGCCGCAGAGGCUUGAGGCCGUCUUCGGGGCCAAACCCACCGCUCUCUUCUGAUGGAAUGUUCACAUUUACAGUCUUGCAGGCCUUCACUGCUAAUGCUUUGUGAUUCUCCCAGGGCGUCUGUUCCAAUGAGCAGAUUUUGCUCCAAGAAGAAGUGAAAAUGUACAGAUCAUGGAUGAUUCACUUCUUGUGUUCAGUUUAGCUGCUCAGGAAAUCUGUUAAAAUGCAUUUUGAUGUUGUCAAAUACAAGAUGCUUCCUCCUUUAGUGAAAAACUAUUUAUGCUUAGAGAAUGGGAUCUAAUAAUGAAAUCAUUUGUGACUUGAAAUGUAAAACAUUUGUUCAGAUUUUUAAAAAAUAUAUAUAUUUUUUUGCCA